Messenger RNA from Clarias gariepinus (North African catfish), 2294 nucleotides. RefSeq names its product succinate dehydrogenase complex, subunit A, flavoprotein (Fp) (gene sdha). Gene Ontology annotation, molecular function: electron transfer activity; succinate dehydrogenase (quinone) activity; flavin adenine dinucleotide binding. Bases 57 to 2048 code for a protein of 663 amino acids. The transcript has 15 exons. Gene Ontology annotation, biological process: mitochondrial electron transport, succinate to ubiquinone; tricarboxylic acid cycle. Lineage: Eukaryota; Metazoa; Chordata; Actinopteri; Siluriformes; Clariidae. The record is from RefSeq and is a predicted model, not a curated record.
GUUAUGAAAGAGGAGGAAGAAGGGAAGAAGAAGACGCCGAUAGCAGCAGAUCCAAGAUGGCUGCGCUCUUCGUCACUUCUCGUGUCCUCGCGAAGAAGGUCUUAUACCCGACUUCUUUGUUACCCCAGGGCUGCCCCUCCAGCCUCCGCAGGCUUCACUUCUCCAUCUACGGGAAGAAGGCAGGCGCCAAAGUCUCGGACACCAUAUCCACACACUACCCGGUGGUAGAUCAUGAGUUCGAUGCGGUCGUGGUGGGAGCAGGCGGCGCCGGACUUCGUGCUGCCUUCGGCUUGUCGGAAGCCGGGUUCAACACCGCGUGUGUCACCAAGCUGUUUCCCACACGCUCACACACAGUGGCUGCACAGGGUGGGAUCAACGCAGCGCUCGGGAACAUGGAAGACGACGACUGGCGCUGGCAUUUCUACGACACAGUAAAGGGAUCUGAUUGGCUGGGAGACCAGGAUGCCAUUCAUUAUAUGACUGAACAGGCGCCUGCUGCUGUUGUUGAGCUGGAGAACUUUGGUAUGCCGUUUAGCCGCACAGAUGAUGGCCGGAUUUACCAGCGGGCAUUCGGAGGCCAGAGUCUAAAGUUCGGUAAAGGAGGCCAGGCCCACAGGUGCUGCUGCGUAGCCGACCGGACGGGCCACUCCCUCCUACACACGCUCUACGGACGGUCUCUGAGGUACGACACCAGCUACUUUGUGGAGUACUUCGCCCUGGACCUGUUGAUGGAGGAGGGGAGGUGUGUAGGGGUCAUAGCCUUGUGCAUGGAAGACGGAUCUAUUCACCGCUUCAGGGCCAAAAACACCGUCAUCGCCACAGGUGGGUAUGGACGCACCUUUUUCAGUUGCACCUCCGCCCACACCAGCACAGGAGACGGCACCGCCAUGGUGACCCGCGCCGGCCUGCCAUGCCAGGACCUGGAGUUCGUCCAGUUUCACCCCACGGGCAUUUAUGGAGCUGGCUGUCUGAUCACAGAGGGCUGCCGCGGUGAGGGUGGCAUCCUGAUCAACAGUGAAGGAGAGAGGUUUAUGGAGCGCUAUGCCCCGAACGCUAAAGACCUGGCCUCCAGGGAUGUGGUCUCCCGCUCCAUGACCAUCGAAAUCCGUGAAGGAAGAGGUGUGGGGCCAGAUAAGGACCACGUGUACCUCCAGCUGCACCACCUUCCGCCUCAGCAGCUGGCCUCGCGCCUGCCAGGCAUCUCUGAAACCGCCAUGAUCUUUGCUGGAGUGGACGUCACCAAAGAGCCCAUCCCCGUCCUCCCCACUGUGCACUACAACAUGGGGGGAAUCCCGACCAACUACAAGGGACAGGUCAUCACUCACAAAGAUGGCAAGGAUAAGGUGGUGCCAGGCCUGUAUGCCUGUGGUGAGUCUGCCUGCGCCUCUGUACACGGAGCUAACCGCCUGGGAGCGAACUCGCUGCUGGACCUGGUGGUGUUCGGCCGCGCCUGCGCUCUCACUAUCGCCGAAAACAACACUCCAGGAGAGAAGCUGGAACCCCUGAAGCCGAAUGCAGGAGAGGAGUCCGUGGCUAACCUGGAUAAAAUGCGCUUCGCUAAUGGCUCCCUGAGUACGUCCGAGAUAAGACUCAACAUGCAGAAGACUAUGCAGGCUCACGCAGCCGUGUUCCGUACCGGAGACGUCCUGAAGGAAGGGUGUGUGAAGAUGGACGCUGUGUACAAGACGUUAGACGACAUCAAGACGUUUGACAGAGGCAUUGUGUGGAACACUGACCUGGUGGAGACGCUGGAGCUGCAGAACCUGAUGCUGAACGCCGUGCAAACCAUCAACGGCGCCGAGGCUCGCAAAGAAAGCAGGGGAGCUCACGCUCGGGAGGAUUUCAAAACACGUGUGGAUGAGUACGACUACUCAAAGCCAUUGCAGGGGCAGCAGAAGAAGCCUUUUGAACAGCACUGGAGGAAACACACUCUGUCCUACACAGAUCCAAAGACUGGAAAGGUGACGCUGGAAUACAGACCUGUGAUCGACGACUCACUGAAUGCUGACGACUGCGCCGCCAUUCCCCCUGCUAUCCGCUCCUAUUAAACUCAGACGCACCUUAUGCUUUUAUUUAACAGUAACGUGCUUGUUCUACGAGGGCACUUCUGGCUUUAUCCCUAAUAAUUUAACACAAAAAAAGAAAGAAAUCUGCAAAUCAUAUGAACAAUAUUGUAAAAAAAGGCAGAUUUUUGGUUCGUGUAUCGGCACUUAAAUGUAAUUAAAUUCCAGACGUUCCUGCGUUAGACUGAUCACCUGAGCCUCGUUUAUCUAGCUUCAGAUGAAGGAGUUUUU